AAAUUAGGCGAGCGAUUUCAAGAUCUCCAUUUUUUGGUCCGUAGCCAUUUUGGCUCAAGCAUUCUUACCUGCAUGCUCACGUAAGGUGCAUGCGGGGGCCACUGCGUGCCACGCAUGGUCCCUGCUCUUCUCACUUGGAAUGAAGUCCGUUCGGAAUCGCAGGCACGCCACGGGGCCUGCGUGGGCGGUGCUGUGCGCGUCGUGCGCCCUGCGGCCCGCGGCGGGUCUCGAGGUGCGCGGUCUCCGUGGAAGGCCUGGGCUCUACAUCCCCGAUAUCCUCGGCAACCCGAGCCGUCGGGACGGGGUCACUGCGGAACCAGACGUUCAAGUCCAUGAACCGCAGCCUGAGAAGCGCUGGAACUUAGAGGGCGACGAGGGUGGCAGUAGCAAGAGCAGCAAGUGGCGCUCCAAAAAAGGCGGCGGCCCGUGGACAUUCCUCGGGGCCGUCUCCUUCGUGGUGCUCAUCGGCUCUCUACCCGCGGCCCUGGCGUCGUCGUACAAGUACGUCACGAGGACGCAAGUCUUCGAGAGCAUCCUUCUGUACUCUUGGCUGCUGGGCGGCCUCUUCCUCUUCACAGAGGUCCUGAUAUUUCAAUCUCCGCACUUCAGCGAACCGCGCUCGUUGUCCACGGAGGAGGCGGUUUAUCUUUUCGCACAGAUCCUUACGACUAUCGGCUAUGGCGACAUCACCCCAGCUAGGCCGAGGGGUCAGCUCUGCAUGGGGCUCUUCGUGGUGAUGUCCGUCCUCCUGAUCGCCCACACGAUUCAGGAGCUGUUUGAAUUCUUCCAGACCAUAAUUGAGAGGCGGCUCGGCUUAGACGACGAAUCAGACGUUGACCACGACGAUUCUGUAACUGAGGAGCACAAGCUGAAGGCGGCCUUUCUGCCGGUGAUCUACUCGUCCCUCGCCUUCUGCUGCUUCGUUGCCGUGGGAGCGGCGUUCUUCGUGUACUACCCCGGGGAGGAGAAGACCCCCGCUCAGGGCGUCUACAUGGCCCUCAUCACGCUCUCGACCGUCGGCUUCGGCGCCUUCACGCCCAGCACGCACGCGGGGAUGGUGUUCGGCUCCUACUGGAUGGUCUUCGGCAGCGCAUCGCUCGUGUCCGUGGCCACCAGCAGGGGGGCCUUCUCCCUGGCCCUGAAGCACUACGAGGUCCGCCUGCUCGAGCAGAGGGAGUGCGAGCAGGCCGGGUACGAGAACCUCUCGCCGAGCAGCCGCAGGCGGCUGUCCUCCCGAGCAGGCAGCACGCGCCUGGCGGAGUCGAAAGCCUGGCAGAAGCAGGAGAGGAGCGCGCUGCGGCGGGCGUAGUCGGCGACGUACAACACGCGGUGGGAGGCCACUCGCCCGCCGUUCCGACGGCGCUGGCCGCCGCCGCAGACGAGCCCGUGCCGAUGCGCGGAACAAAAACAGAUCUCCAUUUUUUGGAGGAUGUCUCAAGCGAGCCGCCCAUUUUUAGCAGCCUUUCCUGACAUGAACGGGAAGCUCGUGGAAGGGAAGCGUUGCGCAAGAAUUCGCAGCAUCAUCGUGAUCACAUGUGAUAUAGGCGAGCUCUCCGAACGCUCACAAAGGAUACGUAUGGACACGCGCCCCCCGAACGUUUACAAGCAUCUUCCUGC
Molecule: messenger RNA, 1617 nt
Organism: Prorocentrum cordatum
Lineage: Eukaryota; Dinophyceae; Prorocentrales; Prorocentraceae
Source: the annotation of a GenBank genome assembly